AUAUACAACAAUGACAACAAUAAAUAAAAUGGCAGGACAUGUAAAAAAUAAGUUCCAUUAAAGUUCUUAUUAAAUUUGUUUUUCUUGCACUGGAAGUUUAUAGUAAAAGAAUUACGUUAGUGUUAAUUAUUAGUGUUGUGUUUAAUAUGGCCAGGAGACGAGACAUAUCUCAUGAAGAAAUUGUAAAACAAUUUAGCUUACCUGAACGUCAGUCAAAAAUUGAUACUCUUCUCAAGCAGGAUGGACAGGCUUAUUGUCUUUGCAGAUCUUCUGAUAGUUCCAGAUUCAUGAUAGCAUGUGAUGCUUGUGAAGAAUGGUAUCACGGAGAUUGUAUAGCCAUUUCUGAGAAAGAAGCCAAGCUAAUAAAGCAAUAUGUUUGCAUAAGAUGUCAUGAAGAAGAUCCUACACUCAUUACACGGUGGAAGACCAAACGUGAGGAUAACUAUACUGAUAAGGAGGAACAUAGAUCCCGAAAACGGAAGGAUCGUAGUGAAAAUAAGAUAGACAAGAAAAAGAAGAAAUGUGGAGAUUGUAUGGGAUGCUACAGAACAGAAGAUUGUGGUCGGUGUGAUGUUUGUACAAGGAAAUUUAAACACAGUAGACAAAAAGAACGUUGCAAGCAACGUAUUUGUGUUAAUUAUGGGGGGAGCCAUAAUCGUCGCAAAAGGAGGGAUUCCACCUCAGAUAAUGAACCCAAUACAGCAACCCAUUUAAUGACAGACUACCCCCGACAGUGUUAUGGCCCUGGAUGUAGCAAUAGUGCACGCUAUGGCUCCAAAUAUUGUUCAGACGUCUGCGGAAUUCGUCUCGCAACCAAUCGUAUUUGUCAAGUGUUACCGCAAAGAAUACAAGAAUGGGCCCUCAGCCCUUGUAUUGCUGAAGAAAAAAAUAUUAAAGCUCUUGACCAAGUGAGAAAGCAGCAGCUUGAAGUAAGGCAAAUUUUACAAGAAUUAGAUAAACGCCAUGGGGAAUUGGACCUUAUCAUAGACAGAGCAAAAAAUGCUAGUAUUGUUCCAAACCAAGAGACAGACAAUGACGAUGACACCGAGAUUUCAACAUACUGUAUUACUUGUGGUCACGAGAUUCACUCAAAAACAGCCAUUAAGCACAUGGAAAAGUGUUUUAAUAAAUAUGAAUCACAGGCAACGUUUGGGUCCAUAUUUAAAACAAAAAUUGAAGGAAAUAACAUGUUCUGCGACUUCUUUAAUCCAUCAAACAGAACUUAUUGCAAAAGAUUAAGAGUUUUAUGUCCUGAACAUUGUAAAGAUCCAAAAGUGAAUGAAAACGAAGUAUGUGGCUGUCCUUUGGUGACUAACGUCUUCUCCCCAACAGGCGAAUUCUGCCGAGCUCCAAAGAAGUCCUGCACUAAACAUUACGUUUGGGAAAAAUUAAGACGAGCUGAGAUUGAUCUGGAAAGAGUACGACAGUGGUUAAAGAUGGACGAAUUAUUAGAUAAGGAACGUCAAAUAAGACAUGCCAUGGCUUCUAGAGCUGGAGUAUUGGCACUUAUGUUGCACUCAACGUAUAAUCAUGAGGUAAUGGAACAAAUUACAAAAGCUAGUCAACAAGACCAAGCUGCUAUGCAAAAGGAAAUUGCCGAACGAUUUCGAAAAGGGGUAAAACAACGUUUAUCUUAGAUUUAUAUAAAAAAAAGGUGGAGACAGAAGCGUCUAUUGUUAAGGGAGGUAUUACUAUUAUUUGGCAAACACCUUACAGAAAGAUGUAAUGAUAAGGGGGAUUAUUUGUUUACCUAUUUCAAAUAAAAACUCUAUAUCAAGAAGAUAAAGAAAAUAGUA
This is a messenger RNA of Agrilus planipennis (emerald ash borer), 1796 nucleotides long. RefSeq names its product CXXC-type zinc finger protein 1. Gene Ontology annotation, biological process: positive regulation of DNA-templated transcription. Lineage: Eukaryota; Metazoa; Arthropoda; Insecta; Coleoptera; Buprestidae. Gene Ontology annotation, molecular function: zinc ion binding; DNA binding. The coding region runs from base 147 to 1637 and encodes 496 amino acids. The record is from RefSeq and is a predicted model, not a curated record. The transcript is spliced from 7 exons. Gene Ontology annotation, cellular component: Set1C/COMPASS complex.